Molecule: messenger RNA, 3918 nt
Organism: Penicillium psychrosexuale
Lineage: Eukaryota; Fungi; Ascomycota; Eurotiomycetes; Eurotiales; Aspergillaceae
Exons: 2
Coding region: 1-3918 (1305 amino acids)
Source: RefSeq, a predicted model, not a curated record
AUGAAUCCAGUAAGUCCCUGGAUCGCGGCUUUGGCCGACCAAUGUCUCUCAUUCUAUAUCGGUCAAAAUGAUCAAGAUGAAGUCCAGGUGGAAGAUAUUGACGGAUGUCUCAGCUUCAGUUUUUGCAAGCCGACACUCAAGACAGCCGUUGUUGUAUCGUGGGGAGAAGGAGAGAAGAGUCAUUGCGCCACAUUUACAGACUCAAAGAACCAGAUCGAUGCGAUUAUUUUACAUGACUCGCCGGACGUACAGGGAGCAACAUCACCCUGUCCACCGUCGCUUAAAGGAGGCCCUAGGCACCUAGUUGAACUUUUCGACAUCAAGCUCAUUUUAACGUACUCAGCACCUGCCCCGGAUGUCUGCCUCCAAAUUAAACGGUUUACUAUCCACCCGAAUGCGGUUCCGAGAGGGGAUGUACCGAAACCAAAGCUCAAGAAAACAACGGCUCUUAGAGCCCUGAUGACUAUGGCAUGCGACAAAAUCCAAAAGACGCGAGGGCAUGCUGGCUCCAACGAUCAAACAAAUGCUAGAUUGACCGACCCAUUUGCUUCUCAGCGUGAUCGAACUAUGCCGCCCAAUCAUUCUCAAACCAAUAUGGCAUCACAGUUGCUCUUCUCCCAACCCCCGUCUAAUAUGCGCCAUGGCGCACCGAAGAGUAAUGCAAUGACCAGUCGUGUUUCCCUCAACGGGUCAUCAGAUCUUCUAGGAUUGCUCGCUCCUUCUCAUCCAAUUCAAACAAAUUACGCAGCCGCUAGAGAGGUGCUCGAGGCCCACAGACUACCUCUUGGUGAAAGUGAAAGCAGGCAUUCUCCCUUGCCAAAUACAAGAAAGUCAGUGGCACCAGAAAUUGGCAGACCUCUCACCGAAAUAGAACCCUCGUUUCGGAGACUUGAUAACAACACUGCUAAUUCGACGCGCUCUAGUGAAUAUGUUACCAAUCAAUCUUACGCAGAUAUCGAAAAAGAAGUGGUAGACUUUAUAGCGGAGUGUACGGGCACACAACCUCCCAAUGAUCAUGGCCCGGCUCGCAAUGUUGGAAUGGGGGACAUUCAGCUGUCGAAAAAAAGACAUUGUGGCAGUGCAGAUGUGCCAACUCACAAUGAUGACCUGGGCUCGCAGGGCCGGCAAAGUUCAAAUACACAACCCUCCAAAAAGCGACAGCGCAUUGAUGCUGGUGAGGUGAUUCCGCCAAAUAAAUCCGAGCGAGUACAAAACAAGCUCAUGCAAUCGCCUCCUAGGGUACAGAUCGUAAACACCAAGACAGACAUCGGGUGCCCGUCCGCAACAAGUCCAUGGGAUGGAAUGAUGAAAAUACCUUUGAGCGAAGUUCAUAUUCCAAAAGACCAAGCAGAACUUUUGGAAGGGCUCAAAUGGAUCCCUCAGGACCCCGGUGUAUCUACACCGCUAUGCCAUGUACCGCCUCGUCUUUUGACGCAGUGGAACAACAUUGCACGAAGAAGACAACAUUUGGCCGAAGAAGCAGAAGCAGAAGAGCGACUAUCUGAACGUGCGCUUACCUCCACACCGCAAGAGCCCUCUACAUCUCCCAUACCAUGGUCUCCGUCCCCCGAUAGGGCCCCUGCUCGAGAUGUUCUUCCACGGGACACCGCUUCUCCCCCAAGAUACAUACGGCCUACCAGAGGAGCUUCUCCGCCAACUGGCACUCAAUAUAGCGUUGAUCAGUCUACAAAAAAUGGGGAUGUAGACAUGGUGAACGGGUCUUGCAGUGCUCCUCAGCCAGGACCGGGGGAUGUCGUCUCAUCAAGAAACGAUACCAGAACAGCAGAGCAACAAUGUUCUCCAUCUCCCGAGGAAGUAACAACAAAACCCAGAAGUCCAUUGUCUUUGGACCAUGAUCCUGACCUACCCCAAGAGCACAACGCUUCAAAGUCGGUCGAUGUGGUCAAUGACCAACCCCCAAGCAUAACACAGGAGCAUUCUCAUGACCAAUCACCCGCGAAAAAUAUCCCACUUAGAUCUGGAAUACGUGAUGAAUCAAGCGGCGAUGAGAGCGAUGAGCCAGAGAUGGAAACAUAUGUUCCUUUCGCUCUGGGUGGAAGCCUUCCGUUAAGCAGCCAACCUGAGCAGGAACCUACUAGCUCGGGACCGUCGCUUCCAAGAUUUGCAGGGGGGACUAUCCAAGUGGUGGAGACACCUGCAGCCAAUACUACACGUCUAAAUCCCGGGAAACAAAGCGAACAGAGAACUGGGGUUCAGCCCCCGAGCUCUCAGCAGCCAUACUCUGAAGCUACUAAGACAUCCCCCUCGUCCCGAAUUCCGAAUACCUACCGCUCGCAAGAUAACCACGGGCACAGUGACUUAUCCCAAGACGAACCACCGCUAAUGGAUGUGCUGGGUACUCAGACUCAAACAAGCAGCGUACAUGCACUCUCACAGGCUACAGUUCAGUCGUCCCCAGACGUCGUACUUGAUUCAUCGAGACCUGUUCAACGACAGCGUGGGUCGUCUAUCUUCCAUUUAGAUCCCUCAGACAACCCAUCAUCUUUUCCUUAUGUCGGGUCUCACUCGCUGCCCACGUCUCAACUUCAUGAAAUAAGCCAACAUUCUCCGGGAGGACUCGACGGAGGAUCGCAGUUGCCGGAAUUGUCGCCUAUGGAAUUCACCACCUCGGUCGCUGCUCACGGAGAGUCCCCAUCUAAACGCCCUAAAUCUUCACGCCCUCCGCGCUGCGAGGGUGUUGAUACUGGCCAAAAGGCGGCUCACGGUCCAAAUGUCGAGUUGGUAGCACGGCGACAAGGCUCUAUCGGCAAUUCUGACGAGUAUGCCGAAGCACAGACAGUCUAUGAAAAAUUCUGCAAUGAUUAUUCUCCGUACGCUGGUGGUUUUGCUCACUUCACUGAGAUGUGUUCGAAAUUGCAGGCAGUGCGGCAAAAGGGCCAACUGCAACGAUCGUUCCUAUGGGAUGACUUUGUCAUCCAAUACCUGGAGGAGUACUCGCGCUAUCUUACAGAGCAUAUAUCUGAACAUUCGAAGACACUAGAUUACGAAGAUUUCUUUUGCUCGAGAUUCUCACGCCCUCACCACAAAAAGAGAAGCCUAACAGCCCACGGAAUUGACAUAGUCGCCUCUCAGUUUGUUCCGCCUACCAGUACCGAGCUAAGAAACUCGCCGGUUCCAAAUGAAGUGACAAUCCAAGGCGAGGUAACCCAGGAUAAAGCGAUACAAAGCGAAGUGGCCAAUAAUUCUUUCACGGCCAGUCUUGUGGGAAUUUUUUCAAACCUCCAUGCUCAGUCCUUUGGUGAUGCUCCUGUUUCGGAUGUCUGCAUGCCAACAGCAACGCAGUCAUCGUCAUCCUCCUAUCCUAGCACCGGCUCGGAUUCAGUGAUUGUGAAAAUUGAAGCAGAUGAUUCUUUCAAUGGACAGAUUGGCUCCCAAAAAAUCACCAGCAGCGACGAUCAAAAGCCUGUGUUCUUCAAUCAUGACGAAGAGACAACCGAUGCAACGCGAUCCGACGCAGAGAGCGUUCGCUUCGCGCCUGAACCGAACGACGUUGACAUGGCCGAAGCCGACAUGGACGAAAUCGAGGAGACACAGGAAGGAGAUGGUACUCACCAUGAGACUGCCAGUAUUGAACUUGGCGAUGACACUGACGAUCGCCGCAUCUCUGUCUCUCCCGCUCCGCCCGCCCCGCCUGCGGCCCUGGGCGCUCUCAAUAAUUCCGAGCCCAAGCAGCCAAGGCGACGAAGACCCUGGUUCCGGUCUCUUCGGAACAUAUGGCCCAAAGGUCCUGUGUGGUCCGAUGACCCCGACACACCGUUCAAGCGCUGGGCUCGCCAAGACCAGAACGUUCUUCAGGAACUCAAUCGUCGCGGUGGAGUUAGGGUCCUAACCGAUGAGAAGGGUGUCAUUCGUUACCCCACCUACAACCGAGAUCAAGACAAGAACCCUGGUCCCUGA